This is a messenger RNA of Mollisia scopiformis, 1019 nucleotides long. RefSeq lists its product as uncharacterized. Bases 208 to 651 code for a protein of 147 amino acids. Lineage: Eukaryota; Fungi; Ascomycota; Leotiomycetes; Helotiales; Mollisiaceae. The transcript has a single exon. The record is from RefSeq and is a predicted model, not a curated record.
CUUAAACCCUAUAAACUCUUCAACCGGAAUCGCUCUCUGUGCUCUCGCAUACAUAUCGGGAAAUCCACCGAGAUUCAGCGCAUUCUUAACUUCGAAAGCAAUUGAGAGAUGGAAAGUUCAAAAGCCCUUGAGCUGGGAGUACUUGCCCAACCAUUCUUGGGGAAUGUCGUCGAGAUUUGCAUCGUAACUCGGGACCAUCGAAAGACAAUGGACGGACUUCUCAAGCUCGGAAUUGGUCCAUUUCAAGUCCACAAUUUCUCUUCUGGGAAUGUCACAGACCAGACUUUUCGAUUUCAGCCAGCAGAUUUCGAGCUCAUCGUCUGUUUCGCAACUCAGGGCGCUGUCGUUUGGGAGAUAAUGCAGCCUCUCUCUGGUCCCUCACUCAUGGCCGAGUUUCUCGAGACUCGUGGCGAGGGAAUUCAUCACGUAGCUUUCGACUGCAAUCACGUCCCAGCCACUCAACGGAAAGCAGAGUUCGAAGGCAGGGGAUACAGCAUGGUUCAGUCUGGGCUGUGGCAUGGAAAGAAGGGAACCUGUAGAUUCAUGUUCUUCGAUACUGAAGAUGCAACUACAACAUGCUUUGAGUCUUACAGUUUUUCGGAGGAUUGGGAGGAUCCGGAGUCGACGGUGUGGUAUCCUGCAAACAGGUGAUUUCAGUUGGCUCUGACUCCUCAGUAGCAUACCUAGGUAGUCUGCUCUUCGAUCACGUUCGUCGAGUCUGUCGAGAGUCUCACAUAUUUUCUUCUCAACACCGUUAUAAAAAAAAACUUCAUACGAGUACUCAGGAAUAGAUUAUGCAAGGACGAAUUUUCUCGCCAAGAAUUUUCCACUUCAUUCGAGAGCCUCUCAUCGUGAAGCAUUAGCCUUCAAUGCGCCGCAAGCCGUGCCGAGAACCAAAAUCUUUCAAAGCACGAUUUGCGUGAGCAUGGAACGCCACUGUUAACGGCCCAGAGGUUCGAAGUUGAUUCACUCAAUCAUUGCUAAAUUCUUUAUACUACCUUCCUCUUUGGUAAAUCAUC